CCUCCAGAUCGAUAAAUUUGUACUCCGAAAAAUCUAUAUUCUAUCUAUAUUUUCCAUUUCGAGCAACGGCAUCCGGAGGCCAUGAGUCGGGACUACACGAACUUGAUGCUGAAGUGCCUGGCGAACUUCUACCACUCCAUCUACUUCUAUGUGUCACUCUUUUCGCUGUCCUACUGCGUUGUACUGUGUCAGGUGCGGCACAGGAUCUACCAUAUGGACUUGUCCUGGGAGAGGAUCUCAUUGGUGUAUAGCUGCGCCGCGGCAAUGAUUCUGAUACUCACCCUGGUAGUCUACUACUCCUGGAUGGCCAUGGUCAUGAUUUGGCGGCAGUAUUGCGUUUAUUAUCGCGCCUCGAAACGCACGAGAUUCCUGUUCAACCUGUACAGAAAGCAGCGGGUGGGGGAGUUUAAGUAGUGAUCUGAUUAAUCCUCGAAUUGCUUGCUAUAAAUUAAUCAGUAUGGCACUAAAUGGGCGAUGGCAAUAUGCAAAUCGUUUAAUCAAAAUGUAAAUGCAAAUGGCGCAAAAAUUAAAAUGUUCUCUCGUCAGAAGUCGCGCAAACAGACAUUUUGUAAAUAUUAUUAUUACAUCCUCAUUUUUGCUGCUUUUCUCCACAUAUUUUUUUUCAUUUUUUUUUUGGUUUGGUAGCGUUUUGCGUGUGUGUCCAUUUAUUUAUAUUUUGUGGGGGGUCGUUUAUGAUUUUUUGGCUCCCUUUUUACUGCUGCACGGCGAUAAAUUUGCAUUUAAAUCACCGCCACCCCCAAACCAAUUGGUUGUGUGAGCUGUCCUGGUUUUUCGGGGAUUGUUCGCCGGGCGAGACAAUGGAGCACAGUGCCUCAUGUACGUAUGUAUCUACAUGUAUAACCGGGCAUUAUUAACCACAAAGUGUCACAUGAUUUUAUUUCGUAUCGUAUCGUUUCGCUUCGUUCCGCUAGACGUGCAUUUUACCUGCAGCUUGCUUUUUGUGCCCAUUAUUUUUGGGCUGACUUCUGUCCGAUGUUAAACGCUGAUAAGCUCCAAAGGACAUUUUGCAACAUAAAAUAGCCGUAAGUAGCACUUGUCUGCCGAGUGGCAAGGAGUCCGGGAGUCCGGGAGUCAGCGAAGAGGACGAAGGCGAGGGACGAGCAGUCCUUGGACUGCAGGACUCGGAGACUCCAGGACUUUGAGACUGCACUGCAGUGCAGUUAGGCGAGUGCAGCUGGGAUUGCAAUCGCCAUAAAGUGCGCCGCCGGUCGUCGUCGAGGGCAAAAUUGAAGUGCAAAUAAAACGCCGAGCAGUUCGGCUGCUUUUGUUUUGUUUUGGUUUUUUUCUUUCAUUCCUUGGUUUUUGGCAUUUCGGGACACGGCGAGGAUACUCCGCGUUUCGUCGCAUAUUUCAACAAAUUUUUUACUGUACUUUGCAGUUGGUGCAUAUUUUUCUUUUUUUUCGCGACCAGUUUCCCCUUUUUUGUGUCGCUUAAAUGUCACCGAAACAGCCAGCGGAAAUGGUCGGAAAGUAUUUCGUUUGUUAUGCUAAAAUUUAAGGGCACCGGAAGUCGUUUUAAAGAGCAGCAAGCGAAG
Molecule: messenger RNA, 1556 nt
Organism: Drosophila sechellia
Lineage: Eukaryota; Metazoa; Arthropoda; Insecta; Diptera; Drosophilidae
Exons: 1
Coding region: 82-414 (110 amino acids)
Source: RefSeq, a predicted model, not a curated record